AUGGCUGGAUCACAAUUAAAACAGCUAAAAGCUGCGUUAAAAGAAAAGGGUCUAAUAGGUCAAACAAAUACUACUAGUAAAAAAUCAAAGGGCAAAACAUCAAGAAGAAAUGAAGUAAAUAGAGAUUUACAAAAACAAAAUUUACAAGAAAUUAGAAAUGGUUUUAAUAAAUUUGAUCAAAGAAUAAAUAGAACAAAACAUGAUAUAUCAAUAGCUACAAAGCAAGGAAUGGUUAAAAUUGGAUCAAAACAACAUAAUGAAUAUGCUGCUAAAAAUGGUGCAAUGCAAAAACAAAUUAAAUUACAAUAUGAAAUGGAAAAAAAAAGAAAAGGUAAAACUGGUGGUAUAUUGGAUAAAAGAUUUGGAGAAAAUAAUUCACAUUUAAGUCAAGAAGAAAAAAUGUUGGCAAGAUUUACAAGAGAAAGACAAAAUUCAGGAGGUAAAAAAAGAGGAAUAUAUUCAUUGGAGAGUGAUGAUGAUGAAAACAUGGAUUUUGAAGAGGAAAAUGAUAAUGGAGGAUUUCAAUUAACUCAUUCUGGACAAGCAUUAUCAUUAGAUGAUGAAGAAACUAUAAAAUAUGUUGAUGAAGAUUCAUUACCUAAUCAAGAAGAAACAGUGGAACAACCACCUAGAAAAAAAUCUAAAAAUGAAGUUAUGAAAGAAAUUAUUGCAAAAUCCAAAUUUUACAAACAACAAAGACAACAAACAUUUGCUAAACAACAAGAUCAAAUAGAUGAAUUAGAUGAAGAUUUUGGUGAUAUAAUGGAUGAUCUAAGACAAGUACAAACAAAAAUUCCAAAACAAACGCAGUUUUCAUCGAAAUCAAAUGAAGAAAUUGAAUAUGAUAAUAAAGUAAGAGAAUUAAAUUUUGAUAGAAGAGCAAAACCAGCAGAUAGAACAAAAACAAAUGAAGAAUUAAAUCAAGAACAUAAUGAAAAAUUAAAAAAAUUGGAACAAGAUAGAUUAAAAAGAAUGGAAGGGUUUAAUAAUGAUAGAGAAGCUGAAGGAGAUGAUUUGGAUGAUAAUGAUGGAUUUUGGGGAGGUGAUGAAAGUGAAAAUGAACAAGAUGGAUUUACUAUAAAGGGGGAUGAUGAAGAUUUAGAAGAGGAAGAGCAAUCGGAAGAAGAAGAAGUAAAUGGAAAUGGUAUUGUUGGAGGAAGACCUAAAAUCCCCAAAACUCUACCUAUAAUAAUGCCAUCAACAAUUGAAAAUUUCAUAGAACAAAUGUCAAACAUAGAACCUGAUCAACAAUCAAAUCAUAUAAAUAAAAUAUGUGAAACUUAUAAACCAAAUUUAGCACAAGAAAAUAAAGAAAAAAUGCAAAAUUUUGUAUCAAUUUUAUUUAAAUAUAUACUAUAUUUAUCAAAUAAAUUUGAAAAUUUUGAACCAUUUUUAAAAAUUUUAAAAAAUUUAUCCAAUUCAUAUAAUGAAGAAUUAGUUGAAAGUAUGAGAUUAUAUAUUUCGGAAAUUUCCAAUAGGAUUGAAAAUUUAAAACCAAGUGAUUUAAUAUUUUUUGUUAUUGUUUGUUAUUUAUUUUCAACUUCUGAUCAUUAUCAUUUAAUUGUAACUCCAAGUAUUAUAUUAAUGAAUCAAAUAUUAAGUUAUUUAAGUUUUCAUUUAAAUUCAAUAGAAAAAUUAGGUCAAGGAAUAUUUAUAAUAGAUGUGCUAUUAAAAUAUCAAAGAUUUUCAAAAAGAUUUGAUCCUGAAAUUUUAAAUUUCUUGGAGGUUUCAUUUUUAAAAUUAUGUCCUGAACCAAGAUUAUUAAAUCAAAAUGAUUUAUUAAUUUCAAAAAGAUAUAAAUUUAAUGAAUCUUUAAAUUUAUUAAAAACUACUAAAUUUAAUAUUAUUGAAUAUAAAGAACCAAUAAUUUCAAUCCGAGAUUUAUUUAAAGAACAUUCUCAGUCAUCUACUGAAUCAUUAGCAACAAAUUUGUUAGUUAAAUUAUGUUAUAUAAUGGAUAAAUGUAUUACAAUAUGGAAAGAUAACUCAUCAAUUAUAGAAAUUUUGAAAUCUUUUAUAUCAUUACAAAAACAUUUAAUUAAAUAUAUUUCAAUCCCAUCAAAUCAAUUCCUCCCUAAAUUUGAAAAAUUAUUAAAACAAUCAGAACUAUCAAGAAAACCUCUCACAUUACAAUCCCACAAACAAAUUUCAAUACCAUCAUUAACACCCAAAUUUGAAGAAAAUUUUAAUCCAGAUAAAAAAUCAUAUGACAUUAAUAAAACAAAUCAAGAAAUUUCAAAAUUAAAACAACAAUACAAGAAAGAACGCAAAAAUGCUCUUAAAGAUAUUAGAUUUGAGAAUAAAUUUAUUGCAAGAGAAUCUAUUGUUGAAAAAACCAAGAUGUAUGAUGAAUAUCAUAAAAAGAUGUCUAAUAUUGUUAAUACUAUUCAAUCUUCUGAAGGUAAUGAAAAAAAUCAAUAUGAAAGAGAGAAAAAACAAAGAAAACAACGUAAGUAA
Lodderomyces pseudojiufengensis is the source of this 2457-nucleotide messenger RNA. It is a transcript of the gene NOP14, whose product is annotated as snoRNA-binding rRNA-processing protein. The record is from RefSeq and is a predicted model, not a curated record. Lineage: Eukaryota; Fungi; Ascomycota; Pichiomycetes; Serinales; Debaryomycetaceae. Gene Ontology annotation, cellular component: Noc4p-Nop14p complex; small-subunit processome; nucleolus. The transcript has a single exon. The coding region runs from base 1 to 2457 and encodes 818 amino acids. Gene Ontology annotation, biological process: maturation of SSU-rRNA.